AAAAUCUCGCGAUAGCUACACAUCAGUAGCGGAUGUGUGGCCCCCUGUCUUGGUCCGGACGGAGUAGUUGAUGACGUUUGAAUGAAAAAUUGUGUAAUUUCCUCCACUUUGGACCACAGAAAUAAUGGCUUCAGCAUUGGAGCAAUUUGUGAACAAUGUGCGGCAGCUCUCCGCUCAAGGUAGGAAAGUUUGUCUCAGGGUAGAGGGAGGAAUUAGCGGGUUAGCUCUCAUUAGCUCAUCAGUUCUGCCGAUGGGCCGAACUAAACCCUCUUUCUGCUUUAUCAUGUAAACACACCCGAAAAAACACCACUCUCUGCCGUCAGAACUCUUGAAAUUACCAGUGGGAUAUGUGGCAGUGUACAGUGACGCUGAGGGUUACUGCGAACCAGCUAACCCAUUGAAAAUUGAAGAAAAACACACUUUCUGUUGUUUGAAAGUAGAAAAAUAAUUCCUGAGGAAUGACUGCCGGAGGUCCCGCCUUAGCCUAUGGUGAUUGGCAAAUGUACUGAAUGACUAAAUAUGAUUGGUUUGAGUCAUCCGUCAGUAUGGGUGCGUUUCCUCUGUCGCAAGGCCUCGACAGACGAUAUGACCGGUACCUAUUCCUGAUCAAAAAAGUCCGCUUACCUGGUAUAACCUGAUCUCACCUGACCCUGACCCAGAACUCCUAAUGAGGAAUACCAUAACACAUGAAUGCAGGGUCACACCUGUUAUCAACGGGAAAUGAACCCGAUCGUAAAAUACUUUAAUAUACAGACAGGUAUGACAUCAACAUGUUUUCAUAAUAAUAAUAAUAAUGAUAAUGAUGAUGAUGAUGAUGAUGAUGAUAAUAAUAAUAAUAGGUACUUUUCAGUGCUCAUUGCAAUCUAGUGUGCAUGGCUACUUUAGUCAGAACUAUGUUUCAGAUGGGUUAUGAAUUAGUUUGAUACACCAUGGGAUGAAUAAGGGUUUAUCUUAUCUUGCACAUUAAAUCAAUUUAUGCUGCAGGUUUAAAAUUGACUUAAAUGUCAGAACCAGUAUCAAAUCCCAUCAUUCUGUACAUCACAAAAGAAUGCAAAUCAAAUCCAUGUCGUUUUCAGUUUGGACUUUAUCUCCUGUCAUUAAGGAUGGGGAGAGAAAUUCACAAAGAGGACAUACACAUAGCAUCCUCACUGACAAAGCUGCCUGCAGUGUCUGCAGACAUUAUGUAUUUUUUAAAAUUUGUCUAUUUUUUUUUUUUGCCAAGUGAGCCCAGAUAUUGACCAGUAUAGAUUAUUUCUAAAUACCAUGAAUGGCUUGAUUAAUUGCUUUAAAUAGCUUAUUGUUCAUUAACUUCUCUGUGCAACAGGUCAAAUGACUCAGCUUUGUGAGUUGAUCAACAAGAGUGGAGAGCUGCUUGCCAAAAAUCUCUCCCACCUGGACACUGUGCUGGGGGCGUUGGACAUCCAGGAGCACUCCCUGGGUGUAUUGGCUGUGCUGUAAGUUCCUUUUUCUGCCCUUUUUUGACCACUGUUUGUUGCUGUUACUUUUGUAUCUAGCAUAGUCCAAGAACUUGUACUUGUCGGAGAGUCUCUUAACUUUAGAGGCUUGGGGCUCUGAAGGGUUCAUGGUGCUUGUUUUGCUGCAUAUUUCAAAGCUGAAACUUGAUGACAAAUGUGCAAUGCUGUAAAAACAUCAGGCAGCUUUAUCUGUUACAAUGGCACAAAAAUAGGGUUUUUCAUAACAGUGAAUACAUUAGUGUGGCAUUAAACACUGUUGCAAAAAAGUAACAAUUUCUCAUAGUUUAUAAAUUAAUGAAACCCACCCCGCAUUGAACAUUAAAAUGUUUUGGAAAUUGUUGUUUUAACAGGUAUGUAGUUUUGCAUUCUGUAUGAAACUCAAAUGUGCAGAAUUAAGUGGGGUUUUGUUAAACAAUGCAAAUCGUUCACUUGCAUUACAAAGCUUAAGUCUUCUGUUUUACUGUCUGAUAGAAAAGCCUGCACUUACAUUUCAAAUUGAUCCAAAAACUGUGCCUCCUUACUUUGUAGUUAGAUUUUUCACCAAGUUUCCCAACCAGGUUUAAUUUUUCCUGUUUGCUGUUCUCUAUUUUCCAGAUUUGUGAAGUUCUCCAUGCCAAACAUCCCUGACUUUGAGACACUCUUCUCUCAAGUCCAGCUCUUUAUUAGCACUUGCAACGGGGAACACAUUAGAUAUGCAACAGACACUUGUAAGUGGAGAGCCUCUGUAUCAGUUACUCCUAAAUGACUAGAAGGCAUGCUUGUAAGGUACUUGUUGUGGCACAGCCUUUUAGAUAAAAAUUUACCAGAUUUCCUCAGUUAUCCAAAGGGGUAGGUAACACAACCCAAAUCAAAAUAAAAAGUUAUUGUUAUCAGGGGCAGGGAUGGGUAUUUUAUAAUUUACCUGAGCAGAACAAUUCAGAAGCAGUAAUGUGACUGGCUGUAUAAUAUUAAUUUUUUUUAAAUGACCAUAAAUCUUUAAAGCAGAGGGUGAUGAAAACAUGAUGAUUACUCUCUAUGUCUGCCAGCUCAACCCCUUUUUCAGUAGAUGCAGCCACUCUCAUGUUCCAGUCUGCUCAGCUGUCGUCCGAUAUAUUUUAAUCUACUAUCAUGAAAUCAUCAUGGUAUGCUGGAAUUUUAUCAUUUGAAAAUAAGCCGGGUGCAUACUUUAAUAUUCUGUGCCUGUGUAGAAAUGUUUAUAAUCAUUCUUUUUAACAACUUUGAUGUCAAAGUCAUUGAACACUUAAAAACAGCAGAACAUGGGUGAUGUAGUCCUAUUUGCUGUUUUCAGACAUGCACUUCAGAAAAUGUUUGGCUAAUUUCAUGGGCUCUGACCCGGUAAUUGACCUAGUUGUACUGUUCACCUAUACACCCUCACAGUGUGAAGGAGGUGCAUGGCGGAGUUCCAGGAGGCUAAUUCUGAAUAAGCAUACAGUGCUGUAGUCAUGAUGUAAUGUUUCUCACAUGGAGAUCAACAGGGACGCUUGGACAAAUUUCCUUCUAUCAACAUGAUGAGUAGCUGAAUGUAUCCACAGUGUAAACAGAUAAGUGAAAUGAACAUACUGGAGAAGAGGUGUGAAUAAAAGUCCACCUCACUACCUUUGACAUCAUUUUUAUCCUGUUACAUGCCCCUCUGUCAGUGUUAUAGUAGCUGUAGUACUUAUUAUACCUACUUCAUAUAGCAGUGUGUAGGUUCACUUCUCUGUAAAUCUUCAGAGUGGAUUGUGUAAUAGAGGCUUAAACGCACUCUUUCAUCAGUGUAGAGAGUUAUGGUGUGAUAUCAAGUGAUUCUGCACUGAGAGUGUUAUUUGAUAUGGGAUAGUGGAACUCUGAAAUACACCUUUCCCAAAAUCUUAGAAGUUUCAUAUUAAGGAACAAAAACACUGCCUUAACCUUAGGGCAAAGGUUUCCUGUUUACCACCGGAAUACAUAAAUAAACUGUGCAAACUGACCACCUUUUAUAGUGAUAGUGAUGAGAAACAUCAACACCCCACUACUCUCAGAGGUUUACUCAGAAGAUUUGUUGCUGGGUUCUCACAUAAACUAACCCAGACUUUAUCCUGACAUUACAUUUUCAGGAACUUUGUGCAUGUCUGAACAAAGCUUAAGAGAGCAUCUACUCUCAGUUGUUAUUAGCUUUGUCAAAGUUUGUCUACAUUUGUUCUAUUUUGGUGAAAUAGCUGUCACCAACUGUAGUCAGACAUAACAUCCCUUUCUAGUGUUGUCUGAAUGGCUUUGAAUUUUGUAAAUGUCCAACAUUAGAGGUUCAAAAACUUAUCUGUUAAUGUCUCUGAAUGUCUCAAUAUUUUGCUUUAUCAUGGGAAUGACUUUUAUGACAUUAUAGGUUCUGAAAAUAUAAGUCAGAGAGUUGACACACUUCUCAGUUAAAGUUUGAGGAAACACAACAUUUACAGUUGUAGUUGUUUUUCUGUGGAUUUAUCCUACACACUUGUUGUUGAACAAAAUGAGACGAUCAUCAGUGAGCAUUUAAACACUCACCCUUUUCUUGUUUCCCUCUGCAGUUGCUGGUCUCUGUCACCAGCUGACAAAUGCCCUGGUAGAGCGUAAACAGGUAAAACUACUGAUGGAGACUGUUUAGGGGUGAAAUGCCUGAAGUCAGACGUUUAUUUCUAAAUUCUUUGCUUGAACUGUUAAUCAGUUUUCCAAUAUAUUUUUACAUAAUCUUUUUUUAAAUACUUAAAUUAGAUGAAGGUUCAAAUGAGUCACUUGCUGCGGGUGAUUCAUCAUCUAGGAUUAGCCUGUUAUUCUUGUCUGUUUUGAUCAGGAUAUUUUGAUGUGUGAGGAGCGUAGGCAUGUACUGUUUUUAAUGCUGUCUCUGAAGCUGCAGCUGAGUGCUCAAAAUCUUCUUUCUUGUGUCACAGCCGUUGAGAGGUGUCGUUGUCCUAAAACAGGCAAUAGACAAAAUGCAGAUGAACACAAACCAACUUACCUCAGUUCAUGCAGACCUGUGUCAGGUGAGUAACUUGCCCUGCUUUUCAUGUCCCAGUUGUCAUUUAACUGAAAAUUUCCAUUCAAUGUAACUUUUUUAGCUUCAAACUUUUAUACUUCCUUAAAACUUCCCUAAGAUUUUCCUAAAUUAUUUCUGACUUUUUCCUCCUUAAUACCACCUGUCAACGCUGUUUCAAGGUUUGUGACGAAAGCAAAACUCAGGCUGCGGCUGUCUGGUGUAACCUUCUUAGUCUUUUUUUUAUGACGUACCCUUUUUCUCUUUUAGCUUUGCUUGUUGGCAAAGUGCUUUAAGCCCGCCCUGCCAUUCUUGGAGUUGGACAUGAUGGAUAUCUGCAAAGAGAAUGGAGCCUAUGACGCAAAGCACUUUUUAUGUUACUACUACUACGGAGGGAUGAUCUACACAGGACUCAAAAACUUUGAAAGAGCACUGUAUUUUUAUGAACAGGUACUUAACACAUCUGAAAGAGCUGCAAAUGUGUUUGACCACAAGUGACAGUUUUUGGACUUGUUCUCAUGUCCUCAUCUUGUAAUUUCUCUCUUCUCAGGCAAUAACCACUCCAGCUAUGGCUGUUAGCCACAUCAUGUUGGAAGCCUACAAGAAAUACAUCUUGGUGUCACUUAUUCUCCACGGCAAAGUGCAGCCACUGCCCAAAUACACCUCACAAAUAGUUGGGAGGUUCAUCAAGGUAUGGACAAAAGCUGUGUGUGGAUGAAUGGGUUGUAGUGGAGUCUGGAAGUAUGCAUAGGUUCACAGACACUGACUUUCAAGUAACAGGUUUGGGGCAAUGUCCAGUCUAAUCCUGUAGAACAGUCGACCAAUUUUCUACUGAUGCAAAACAAGAGAAAAUUAUAAAGUCAUCCUUAUUUCAUAUCAUGGUUUCCCAAAAUUAGUGGCAUUGUCAUCUGAAUGGCCGCACUUAUGUUAGGGAUCAUAUCAAACAGUGGCUGUAGUUUAUUGACUGUAAUAUUCAGACUACACGCAGUAAACACCUGCAAAUCAUAUCACAGAGCAGCUGCAGCACAGGGUGUCAGCAGGGCCUCAAAAGUAUCAAAAGUCAUCAGAAGUAUCUGGAAAAGUUAAAGCCAUGAAAAAAAGUCUUUGUAACUUUUGUAAGGCAUUACAUUUUGUUAUGAAUCCAGUUUGUUGGAAAUUAGUCAAGAGUUUUAAUUGAAGUUUGGGUAACACUUUAUUUGACGCCUAUCUCUAUAACACAUCAUAAAUAUAUGUAUAAUGCAUUAUAAUCACUUUAUAGCACUGUACAACUACAGUUAUAAACACUCAUAAAUGAUCAUAAUGCUUUAUAGCAAUAAUCACAACACAUUAUAAAACAUUUUAUCAUGACUUACACAGUCAGGUAUUAUAAUGUGUUAUAACUGUUAACAACUCACUGACAGUGCCCACAUAGAUAAUGCAAUGCAACUGAGAAGGGAGAAGGCAUUUCUUGUUUGGUCUUUUGUUUGAUGCAAAAAUAAGACAUAACAUUUUGAAUCUGUUUUAAUCAGUGCAACUAGUAAUUCUUAGAAUGACAAGCUUGAAGUUAUGAAUAUUUAGUAGCUUUAUUAUUAAUGUGCUAGUUUUUGUUGUGAAGUGGUUUAUUGUAUAAUAUGACAUUGAGGUUGCAUAUUCCGAACUAGACAAAAACCUUGUUUCCACCUAUAGAGAUCCUUGCAUGUGUUUUAAACAUCCCUCUUAACAGAAGUGUCUGCUAAAGGAAAAUUGUAGAAUUGUUUCAAAAAGUAUCAGUAGGAAUUACAUUUCUAUUAAAAGUCAUAGUUACAUCUGGAUCAUUAUUCUGCUAUAUAGAGAUACAUCUGCUUGUGUCAGCCAUUUUUUUACUCAAAUAUUCUGUGUAUUUGUUCUUUGUAUGCAAGGAUUUAUAAUUUAGGUGAAUAGUUUUUAAUUUUCCUUUCGCAUUUUUGUUUCUUUUUUUCUUUUUUUGCUGCUUUAGCCCCUGAGUAACCCAUACCAUGAGUUAGCUCAGGUUUACGCUACCAACAACCCAACUGAGCUGCGAAACCUGGUCAACAAACACAGCGAGACCUUCACACGAGAGAAUAACACGGGCCUUGUCAAACAAUGCCUCUCCUCCCUCUACAAGAAAAACAUCCAGAGGCUAACAAAGGUGGGGCUGUUGGGCUGUUUUUCAUUUCAUGUUCUGGAUUUGAAAGCUGGAUGCUGAGUUUGAAUCCAAAGUAUAAGAUUCUAAAUUAAUUGUUACGAUCUUACAUAUUUGAGUCUGCGCAUUAUUUGUCACAGAAAUAUGUCUUGUGCUGGAGUUUAGCUAUUGACUUGCAUUGGUGGUCUCUCUGUAUCUUCAUGCAUGAGUGUGGUUCAGUGGUGGGAUCUAACAUUACACUCAGCUGUUAACUGGGUCCUCUUCGAUACUCUUUGUCUGGUAAAAAUCACAUUUAUUGAGCAGUGAAGUGAAUUGGGUUAUGCUACAGGUUUCAUCCCAUGGCAGGUAUUUAUGUCAGAAACAGCACAACAUUGUAGUUAUACUUCAUAACUAAAUUUACACCAAACACUAGCCAGUGACUAUUUUUAAACUGAUUUGCUGUUGUUGGGAUUCCAAAGAAUAUGCUUUCAAAGAUCUUUGUGAGACCAGCCUUGUGAGGGCUUAUGCUGAAGUGAUACUGAUAAAUCAGAUGAAUUAAUCAGUCUUAUCUGUGGAUUGCUGCUCAUCAGCCAACUGGCUGGAGGGUAUUGGCCUUAAAGAAUAGACAGGCAGGGCUAAUCCCCCUAAACAGGGUGGACAACCAAAUGCUGACAAUGCUGUUUCUGCUUCUGUUUUUGUCACCAAACAAUCAGGUGUUAUGGACUUGCUUAUGGUUAGUAAGAUUAGCAUGAGAGACAUGAAUAGGUUUAGGCUUGGUUUUAGCCAUCACAUAGUCAGGCAGUGGAAGUCUGUGUUAGCUAGCUCUCAUCAAUGUUGCAGCUGAGCCGUCACCUGGGUCUUGAAUAAUAGAAUAAUCAGAGUGUGUGUUGGGUGCUUUGACAAUUAGCAUUAUUAUCUUACAGUAGGAGUCUAUUUUGAUUCAACAUCAGACCCAUAGCUUUCAAAAUUGGUCCCUCGAUGAUUAAACAGCCCUUUGGUGGUUCAAAUUAAAGGGUCAUCUAAAGUAAAUUCAUUCUUAAAAGGUGAUGGGCCUGUGUUGUUUCCUGUGCUAAAGGGUACAUUAGAAACAACAUAAACAAUACAAAUAAACAUACAGUACUCUGCCAUUAUUGAAGAUGGUGAAGUCAGCCCAAAAACAACUGUUAAACUUUUUGCCCUGGGUAGAGCACAUUAUGACCUCCUGUCACACAAACACAAUUUAUAUAAUGCCUCUAAAUCCAAGUUACUGUUUUCCUUUACUUCUGCAGACAUUUCUGACACUGUCCCUGCAAGACAUGGCCAGUCGAGUGCAACUUUCAGGCCCCCAGGAAGCUGAGAAAUAUGUCUUGCACAUGGUGAGUAGUAUCAUAAUCAGGACCCGUAUGCCAUACACACGCCCAGUUUUUAAAUCAAUCAGUCUUCAUUACAGAGCCCCACUUAACAUCAAAUGUUAUCUCCAGAUGCCUUACAAAAAGACCAAACUCCUCUAUUAUAUUCAGAAAGACCAACAUAAGGAUAUGGUAAUAUUAAUCCCUUAAUAAAGUAUUCUGGUUGGAUUUUGUCUAUACUACUUCUAUACUACUGCAGAGAAUAUCCACCAUGAUGAGGAGUCUUACCGUUGAGAUGUACUGAUACUGCAUAUUUAAACCAGGCAAAAGGCCUGGUUAGGGAGCUGGAAUCAGUCCUCUUAGUUAAUGAGACUUCUGACUGAAGUCAUCUCUCCAGUUAAGAGACAACUGCUUUUAGUAUGGAAAGUGUGGGUAGCACACGGUGUGAGGGAAUAUGUGGACUUGAUCUGUGACUACAGCUCAUUAAAAAAGAUACUGAAACUGAGGAUACAACAUCUGUAACAGUCCUGGAGGUGUAUUUGGGAUGGCCCUAUUCCCCUCUGCUUGGUUUUGCCUGGGUUUUUUUUUGUCUGUGCUGGUGUGUGUGGGUGUGUGUUUCCGGUUGGAAAAAAUUAAAAAUAAAAUAAUUCAUGUAAUAGCCGGUAAUAUUAUUAUGUCUUCUGAUCAUGCUCCUCUGUGUGCUCCUGUGCAGAUUGAAGAUGGUGAGAUCUAUGCUAGUAUUAACCAAAAGGACGGCAUGGUUUGCUUUCACGACAACCCAGAAAAAUACAACAACCCGGCAAUGCUUCACAAAAUUGACCAAGAGGUGAGCAUUUCAAACGUUCGUUUUUCUAAAGCUUCAUUCCUUUUCUUUAGCCUCCUUCCACCACAUCUCACCUAUCCUACAACAGCUCCACUGGCUCCCCGGAUCACAUACCGGAUCAACUAUAAAAAACUACUCCUCGUCUUCAAAUCCAUACACAACCUCGCCCCUCCUUAUCUCUCAGACCUUCUCCAUACUGCCACACCGGUCUGCACCCUCAGAUCCUCCUCCCCCCUCCAUCUCACUGUCCCCCCACUUAGCUCUGGAACUCUCUCCCACCUUACCUCCAUAAUACUGACUCACUCCAACAUUUUAAAUCCAUACUCUGUCUGACCACAACUCUACUGCCCAUUCUUUAAAAACUUUUAAACUAUGUUUUAUCAUUGUUUAUUUCAGUUCUGUUUGUUUUAAUUAUGUAAUUAUAAUAGUUUUUGUUGAUAUAUGUCAAGAAAGGUGGCUAUAAAUAAAAUGCAUUAUCAUUAUUAUUAUUAUCAUCAUUAUAGUUAUUGUUAUCAUUGUUCUUUUUAUUAGUUUAAUUAGUAUUGGGGUUAUUAUAUCGAAAUAUAAAAAUCUCUAUCAAUUUUGUUUUCUAUUUCCUUUUUAAUCUGUGUCAUUCUCCUUUAGAUGCUGAAGUGUAUAGAGCUGGAUGAGAAACUUAAGUCUAUGGAUCAAGAAAUCACAGUAAACCCCCAAUUUGUGCAAAAGGUAAGAUCAUUUAAAUAACUUCGGUGGGGUCUCUGUUAAAUGUGGGCUUGGGGGGUGGGUGUGUGGGUGGGGUUUUGCAAUUUGUAUUUUAUUUGGUAUCCCCUGAUCUUCUCCUUCUUGUGUUCUUUAAUGUACAGCACUUUGUGAUACAGUCCAUGUAUGAAAAGUGCUUUAUAAAUAAAUUGAUUGAUUGAAUAAAUUGAUUGAUUGAUUGAUUGAUUGAUUGAUCAUCUCAUAUUAGGGUUUUUGUAUUGAAGGUCUUUCACAAAAAGUGCUUAGACAUUUUAGUUCUCAAGACAGUCUAGCUGCAGACCUCUGCUGAGAGGAUCCACUCAGUGGAGAUGGGUCCUCUCAGUGGAGGUCUGCAGCCGGACCCCUCUUAAAGUCUUGGGUUGUGUAUGCACAUCAGACCAAUGACAUCCAGGGAUGGUAUUCAGAAAUGAAGUAACAGCGCUUCAUUUGAACUGGGCUUUAUUUUGAACUUUUGUACUAAAAGCUUGGCAGCAGCUAAACUGUAUUAAGUUUUGAAUAACAUCAGGUUAUAGGAAAUAUUAUCUCUAUCCUAUUGCUUCAACCAGUUUAUCCUUCCUUCUGCUCAGCUGGUAUCUGUGUGUUAAUUGAACAUCAAUUUAUAAUGUAAACAAGAUUGUUACCAAAUAAUACUAACCCACUAAAACUUUCCAACGCCCAAGGGCAUCUUGACAUGGAAAAAUUAUGUCAUAAUUCAUGAAUACACCGAGUUUUACUGAUCAAGUAACAUUACCUUAUGUAGGAUAUAAUCCACCAUCUCUAUACCCCCCCCCCCCCCCCCAUGGUGUUACAAUGUUGCAGGACUACAAGAGGCACAGCUCAUCAACACACAAUGGAAGCUCUGCAUACAUACACACACACAUGCACAUACACACAGUGCUAUCCUGCACUACAGACUCUAAUGCUGUACAACGCCUCCUCCCUCCCCCAUUCUGCUUCUGUUAUUACUUUUGAUGGAGUAUUGGAGGUGAAACAACCUCAACCAAGCAUUAUGCCCUUGGUCAUUAUGCAUCACAGCUGAGCCAAAAUGAGGUUCUUAAUAUCCCGCUGUAAAUUGGACGUAAGUUAGUGCCUUAUGUGUCUGUGUGCACAUGUAAGUUAAGAACCAGUUUCUUUUUAAUGUAAAUGAGAUUGUUUACAGACCCCGAUGCUUCCUGAUGCCCCAGUUAACAUUACAGUCUCCCAAAAAAGACAAUUUUCACUUUUUUUUCUUUAAUAAGCCACAACAAACUGCAAGGGGGGGUAAUUCCAGCUGCAGUAACCCUGCCUCCAGCCCCUCACACUUGUGGUUUUGUCAGUCCAGUAAGGAGCUGGUGCUACCCCGGAGCCGGUCCUUUGUCAGUCGAAACCAUAGACUGUAUAUAGAAUGGACAACUUGGCUCCGCCUUCCGCCAGUAUACGGAUUUGAAGCCAAAAACCUCUCAGUAAUUCUGCGUUUGUUCUCCAUUUCCUGAAACCAAAAUUGCGCAGUAGCGUUGUACGCAUUCGGCGGGAGAGUCACUGUGAUGACGCUCAGCUCAAACAGCGUAUCCCCUGGGUGAGCUACGCAAUCCUUGUGCGCCCAUAGGCUGUAUCAGGUGUCAAUCAUAGAAAACAUGAACCCCCUAGUAACUUUUAAAAACAGAGCUGUCCGGAAAAAGAGGACUUGAGCACAAACCAGUCUGUCCAUUCUAUAUACUGUGUCUAUGGUCGAAACACAAACUAACACUGGAACUGAUUUGGGAGAAAAGCGGGAACUGUUGCACUGCUUCUGUGUAUUUAGGUUUAAAUGAGCCAUUGUGCAUCCAUGUCUGGAAAAGGUCCUUUCUGGGUCCUAUAAUAAAAUUACAAAGCAUUUAGCCUUGUUUCAUGGACUUGCAGGAUGAAGUCUUAACUGAUUGUGUGGAAGAUAACUAACGACUGUUUCCUAUUUCCCUACAGAGUAUGGGAUCGCAGGAGGAUGAUGUUGGUAGCAAAACAUCAAGUUAUUCCUGAGGGGCCGUGGACAGGGAAAGAAUGGUGCAGCCACAGACAGCCAUCCAAUACAUUCUUCCCAUGAGUAGGAUUUUUUUAAAGAAGAGGAAAAACAUUAUACUGCAAAAGGACUUUGGUCAAGGAAAUCUAAUAGUCUGGAAUCAUCACACUUUUGUUUAUUAUUGACAAAAGAUCUGAGCAGAAAAGGAAAAAAAAAGAAGUUUAAAUUUUGUCAGUGUUUUAUUUAUCAAUGUUCAGGUUGGAGCGCCACUGCUACAUUCACAAAAAAAUAAAUAAAAACUGUACUUAUUUGUUCCAAUCAUUUGUGUGAAUAAGUUCAGUGUUUGUUUUGGAUCCGCUGCAUGAUUGGCAAUAAAAUGUGGGCAUUACUCAAGAAAAGACAAAAGACACAACUCUGGUAUUUUCUACAUAUGUAAAGCCUGCAGAUAUAGUUUCCCUCUCUCUUCUUCUGGUUUCAGUGUAAAAAUCAGGUUUAGAAAAACCUGAACUGAUCUGGAUGCCUCCUUGAUCGAUCUCGGCACAUUGGAGGAGUCGCUCAAAGCUGGUGCACUGUUUAAUUUUUGAUUUUUUCUUUUUAUCUUUAGGUUUUUGUUUGUUUUUGUGUUAUAGGAAAGGUCUAACAAAUGCCUCUGGAGCAUUGUAUUAAACAUUUGGUGGCAACAGAUAGAGCCAUCAACUGUCAUGUCAAAUGGGAGCUUAAGCUUUUCAACUUUGAAUCUGUUUGUUGAUAAUAAAUUGUUUACCAAUAUA
Molecule: messenger RNA, 12148 nt
Organism: Xyrichtys novacula (pearly razorfish)
Lineage: Eukaryota; Metazoa; Chordata; Actinopteri; Labriformes; Labridae
Source: the annotation of a GenBank genome assembly